This is a messenger RNA of Cuscuta epithymum, 2735 nucleotides long. The record is from the annotation of a GenBank genome assembly. Lineage: Eukaryota; Viridiplantae; Streptophyta; Magnoliopsida; Solanales; Convolvulaceae.
UCGCGCCCCAAUAAAUGCUCCCCUGUCUAGACUUUGUCCAUUCUAAUUAUGCCUGCGGCCGUUACCCCCACGAUUUCUAGACCCAAACGGUCAAAACCACCAAAAUUCAAAUCACUUAACCCGCAGCUGAAUCUGAAACUAGCCGUUAUCAAAGAGAAAACCGAUAGAGAAUUUGAGACAAUCUUUACCGAAUCCAUUAGAAUCAAUAUCAAAUCACCCAAGAGUAAAUAAUUUUCCGUUUUCUGCUCCGGAUUUCGAUUGUGUGCUCAUUGGAUUGGAUUCCCCAAAUCUGAAGAGCCCUUUGAAAGCUUUCACGUAACAAUGGCAACCCCCUCCAAUAGAUCUCAGUCUCCUUCGGUGGCAAGGCCGAGAAGAAGUUUCAGCGGCAGUCCAUCUUUCCCACUCUCCAACCCCAGACGAACUAUCUGCCCCACCACUCCUGCUAACAGCCCUGCUGAUUCUGUCAGGAGGGGAUUACCGGAUAAAGAAGAGAUCAGAGCUGCAUGGGAUUGCUCAGAGAAGGAGAACGAGAGGGCACCGAAACUCCGUUCACCUGCUAAGCAUUUCAUGUCCCCAACCAUUUCGGCAGCUUCAAAGUUCUGUCCAUCACCCAAGAAGAAAGUGUUGGUGGAGAGAAAUGAGCCUGUAAGGUCAUCAAUUUCGCUAUGUGAUGGUAAAGCCACUUUCUUUUCUCCAGAUUCUACAGAAAACUCAAAACCGGAGCCUGAAAUUUGCUUGGAUACGACCAAAUCCGUGAGAAAGGUGACAUUUUCUGAGGCACCCUUACAUAUUGAUCAUGGGACUGUAGUAAUGGACUCCUCUUUCAGUAAUGAGACAUUACCGAAAAAUACAAAUUCUUGUUCAGAUUUUUCUCCAACUACUAUAACUGCUUUAGCUCCACUAGUAGCUGCUAAUCCAUCUGUGAGUCCUUAUGAUCCUAAGACUAAUUACCUUUCCCCCAGACCUCAGUUUCUCCACUACCGACCUAAUCCAAGAAUUGAAGCUCUUAAGAGUAUGGAAAAGGGUUGUGAUAUGGUGGGGGAAAGUAGGCACCUAGAUGAAGCCUUUGUGUCUACAAUUGAAGAUUCUGAGUCUCAUAUUGAGGAAUCUCGACAAGAUUCAGAUGAUUCUCCUCCUUCUCCCACUACUACCGAGGAAGAGAUUGUGGCACAAGAGCCUAAGACUUUUGAGGAGGAGACUGUGAUGAAACUAGAAUCUGAAGAAACAGUGAGUGAGGAUAUACCUGGUAGGAAAAAGAAAACGAAAAGUAGAUUCUGUAUGGGUUCAACAUGGUCUGUUACUGUUUUGCUCCUCAUCAUGAUUGCUGCUGGUGUGUCAAAGUCAGCUAGCAAUUGCCCACUUGUAAACGUUUUUGGAGUGAAAGAUUUGAUGAAAAAAGUAUAUCUUUCUCCUAACCGAGGACCUCGAAUUCAAUCUACUAUGAAAGAUGGCCUGAAGCAAUUAUGGAUUUCAUCAUGCUUGAGUCAUACAAACUCAACCAGUCUUAUAGGAGGGAGAAAAUGGGAGUUCUUAGAGUAUAGGGGAGGGUUGAAGAAUUUGGGAGAAAAUGAGAUGGAUAAGAAUGUAGAAUCUGAUGAUUUGGGGGUUAAAGAAGAUGAUGCGGCGGCAGAAGAGGAAGUUGACUCUGAUGAUGAAGAAGAAGGCAUAGAAGGAGAAGGGGACGAAGACAUAGCAACCGUAGAAGAAGCUUAUUCUUAUUUUGGUGAGGGAGGAGAAAUUUCAGUUCUUGAAGAAGUAGUAGCUGUGGAGGAUCAAAAGGAAGAGAAUUGUGAUGAAGAUAUUGGUUUGGAUAGUCCCGUUGUGCCUGAAGAAACUUAUAAUAAUGUUGGUGAGAGCAGAGAAGUUUCAGUUGCUGAAGUAGUAGCAGUGGAUGAGGAAAAAAUAAAUGAUUGCUAUUCUUGGUCAAGUGAAAAUGAAAAGCAAGAGGAGGUAGAAGAUGAUGGUGUAGAAUUGGUGGAUGGUCAUCAUCAUGUUGUUUCUAAUACCACCACCAUUUUGAGGGGUUCUUCCAAUGAUGAGAAGAGUAAGGAAGAAUGUCCGGUUGAAACACUGCAGCAAGAAGGGAAUAGUAUUUCUACUGCAAGGGUGAGAAGAAUUCCAUUGUCUCUUCUUCUUCUUAGUGUAGUUUCUGCAGCUGUUGCUGCAGUGUUGACCUAUCUGAAACAAUGUUGGGGAAAGAAGUGGGCUGCUGCUGCUGUAGAGGCAGACCUUUGUCCUUCACGACAAGCAAGCAGCACCACAUCUCAUAGCAGCAACCGAGAGCGACGGAAGAGCAGCAGCAGCAAUAGCCACCGGAGGGAAUCCAUUGCUACUUCAAUCGGGGAAUCCCUUUCGUACGGGAGCUUCACCACGUACGAGAGGAUUCCCAUCAAGCAUCAUCAUCAACAUCUUGGAGAAGAAGUGAUUACUCCUGUGAGGCGGUCCAGCAGAAUCAGAAGCCAAGUUUCUUCACCAUCCCCUGGUGGUGGAUGAUGACAAGGGGGCUGCUGCUGCUUCUUUUCACUAAUCAUGUUUACUUACAUAUGUCAAAGAUUUAUAGUAGCAAUGCAAUUCUUCACUGAAAUUACUAUCUAGCAUCUACUAUUGCAUGUCAUAUUGCUCCUAACUUACUAAUGUGUGCGUUGCUUUCAAUCUAAAUGGGAAUGAAUGAAUCAUCAAUCAAUUCACGGCGCCCUUGUUUGGAAUGUUACACUCCAAGUUUCUUAUACUCAUAC